GAUUUGGUCUUGAUGUAAAACUCUGCUUACGAAUGGGAAAAAGUACUUUUAGAAAAUGCUUGUUCUGUUCUUGUUAAGGUAGAAGAGUCAGCUUGCUCUCCCUGACCACAAACAGUGGCUGAGGACUACAGUGAAGGCUUAGGUGGGUGGGGGGUGGUCCUGAUAUUACUGCCAACCUAAAUACCUGUCCCUUCUUGCUGUUUCUUUGAGUGAAAAGUUUUAGUUUUUAAAUGCUUGACUCCUUUAUGCCCAACAUCUUACCUUUUUAAUGUUUGUGUUUGAUGUAUCUGCAGUAGUUGUGUGGAAAGCUGACAUUUGUAAGGUACCAAAUGGAGGCAGUGACAUUGUAUAGGACAUCAGUCAUCACCAGGGGACCCAAAGAGACUCCUAAACCAACCUCAUUUUAGAGACCAGUGGUGAAGCUGAAGUGUAACCUGUGUGAUCAUUUUAUAAUUUGCAAUUAGUAUAUGCCCUCUCCUGAAAAGGUCUUAGUUAUACCUUCAUUCUUAAAUGCCAUGCUGCCUGUGUUAAUGUUCUUCCCUGGUAGACUGAGCAAGAGUCACGCCUGGCUUGGGGGAAGGGUAUGUCACUGUUGCCAAAAGGUGGAUUGAUAAUCCGUGGCUGGGCCUGGGCCUGUUAAACCUACGGCUGUUGGCUGAGGUGUGUCUUUGCACAGCAAUGGUGGCGGUAGGUGGAGCCCUAUAGACUUCUUCCUUUAGUACUAGACCUUAGUUCUUCCCUGGUUGUGUAGUACUCUGUUGCACCUGGGUAACUGUUUAACAUCAGUUCCAAAGUCUCCUUGUUUCCUGAAGUUCUUAUAAGGCAGAAUGUUAGUUUACUUAACAUGUAGUGUUCUCUGUAUGUGAAAUCUUUAUUUUUUCUGAGACAGGGUUUCUUAGUGUAGCCGUGGCUGUCCUGGAACUCACUCUGUAGAUCAGGCUGUCCUCAGGCCCAGAGAUCUGCCUGCCUCUAUCUCCUGAGAACUGGCACCACCACUUCUUGGCUGAAAUCUCAAUUCUUGGCAGCCCAGAAUGAAAGAAAAUCUUAGUGCUGUUCUUAAAGUAGAAGUAAGAAGUCAACCUAUUCUCUGACCACAAGGUGUCGCACUUAGUGUAGCAGUUGCUGCUGAGAAGGCUUGGUAGGUUAGCCCCAAGACUUUGCCCUUCUAGCUCCUUUGAGUGCUAGAGAACCCUGUGUCCACUGGGUUCUUGCACUGACCCCAAAUAAAAGAUGGCCUUUGUUCCAUUGGAUCAAGCAUGUCUAGCCCUGUGUGUGUGUUGCCCUUCUUGGCAGCAGUCACUGGUGGGGCCAGUUGGCAUCCUGGACUGGUACAGGUGAGAAGCCUCUCCCAAAGCUCGUGUCCUAUUGAUAUUUAGGGAGAGGUACCUUGGAAGGAAACAUCUCAGCUCUGCUACCUCUUGUUCCUCUCCUGAGAAAAAAACAAUUCCCGGGCAACCUUUGGGAAUUUCUUUUUUAAUAGGAUUUCAUGUAGCUCAGGCUGGCCUGAAUUUACUAUGUAACAGAGGCUGGCCUUGAAUUCUCUGUCUGCCUCCUAGGUACUGGGAUUAUAGGUCUGACUGAUCUUUGGAAAUUUUAUUAUAGAAUGGGUAAGAGGGAGCAAUCUCCUUGUAUAGUGAGCCCAUAGAUUCCUGUCAAGCUGUUUUCUCCAGGGCUUGGUUGAGAGCCAGAAGUUGCCUUGGUCAUCUUGGUCAGGGUUUUUGUAAACCAAAGUAGAAUUCUUUUGGUUAUUUUCCAAGUUGUUUGUGGCAGGGAGAUAUUGAAGCCAUAAAAUGAAGUCCUUACUGUGGUAUCCCUGUGACAGGCCAAGUCUUGCUUCCUAGUCUACCUGCUUAUGAACUGCAAGGCAGAGUUGGGAUCCCAUUGCCAGUCACACUGAGAAGGGUUAGGCCACUAGGGUAUAGGUGAACCAGGAGAGCAGCGUGCUGCAUCUGAUGAGGGGGUCCCUUGCCCUCCCCCAACCCUGAGCUUUGACCCUGGCCAUAGAGGCUGUCUUUCUUGACAUACAGGUAUAUACUAGGUAUGGGUCAUUGCAGGUUUGAGUGCUGAUACUUCCUCAUCAUCCAGAGUAAUCUCACCAAUAAAUAUAAGGGCCAAAGGCGCUUUUGAGGGCUUGAGGCAUUGACAAUAUGUGUGAAACACUUUUAAGAUUAACUUCUGCUGUUCCUGGAGAUGACGAUUUGCCUGGGAGCUGGAAACAUGAGGGAUAGGCACUUCCUUUACAUUCCCCUACUCUAGUUUUGUUAGGCUUUUCUGACUGGUUGUGACCUGGAGCUGGGUUUGCUUGCUUGGCCACCUUUCACCUUUUUUUGGUGUGGGAGUUGAGGGGGCUCUAUUCUAGAACAUUCUGUUCUGAUUACCAGGACCCAAACCCACUGGAACCAGUGUGUGUUGGGGAUGCAGCUCCUGUUUCUUUAUAGAGCAGUUAGAUCCACUGGCUGUGACUGUUCUUAGCCACAGCUUUUACCAGUGGGAGAUCAUCUGGCUAUUAGUAAUCCUGGUCCAGUCUCACAAGGGCCACUACCUCAUAGUCACUGAGGUGAAGAUACCAUUGACUUGGCUUGGCCUCAGCUGACCAACUUGCAGCCUGAAGGUGAUUCAGAAGACCUCUUCCUCUGGGAACCUGCCACUGUAUCACAAGUACUAGAGGGGGAAAUUCCACUGGUCAGAGUGACCUGUGCCUGUGCUAACUUCUUAGGAGAGAGGCCUGGGGACAGACGGUAGAGGUUGACCCCAUGACUGGUGUAGACAAGUUAGACCAGAGCCUCUACUUGCUCUGCUUCUGCAGAGAUCAGCCUGGUAGGCCUCAUGUAAGUAGAGGAGAACCACUGGCUGGGAGGGGCAGGCAACCAGGUGGUGGAGAUGCUCUCCUCCAGUGCCCUGUGUUGGGGGUUUAGAGUAGGGGCUGCAUCUGGUGAAUGAGUUGUGUGUGAGAUUUGUAGAAAGCUUCCUAAAGUGAAUGAAUUACUUGGGAUUCACUGCCCUGAAGGUAUGAAAGAUGCCACAGAGUCGAUGCUGACAGCACCCCUACCUCCACCCCUAGCUUAACUAAAUAAAAAUUUUGCUGAAAAGAGGCCAGGGAACUGUUUGUGCAGGGGACAUGCAGCCCUGCUCCUCCUCCCUACUUCUUUAAAAGGGGUGAUUGAAUCACUGGUCACGGGGGUCCCGCCCUUGCACUGCUCCGCCUUCCAGGCAGUGGAUGAGCCCUGUGUGAACCCUCCCCUUGGAGCCUGAGAGGCUUAGAAAGGAGGGAGGGCUCAUUUGGUGUUGGGGCACCGGCAAGGGUACUAUGCAGGAGGGGAGACUGGAGGAGACGAUAGUUCUCUGCUGUGCUCUGGCUCAUCCUGCAGACAUGCACCAGCGGCAACCGGGCUCGUUUUUGGGCCUCGCCCCCGCGCAGGGGCUUUGAAUGCGGCCGCCCCCAUGAGAACACUGGCCCGGUCUCCCAUCCCUAAGCCUUUGCCUGUGGAAACCGAGCCAUGUGGGCCUGGGCUUGGGCCACAGCAGCCCUCCUCUGGCUGCAGACUGCAGGAGCGGGGUCACGGCAGGAACCCAAAAGGACUCAGCAGCUGGCCAUUCGUGUGGAGUCCCCUAAUAUUACCACACCCAACCACGAGGGAUUGCCAGGCUCCUUCAAGCCACUAGGGGCCUCUGGUCCUGAACUCUCAGAUGCCCACAUGACAUGGCUGAACUUUGUCCGCCGGCCAGAUGAUGGGGCCUCUAGGAAACGGUGCCGUGGACGGAAUAAGAAGUUGCGAGGCCUCUCGGGUCUCCCAGGGCCCCCGGGACCCCCUGGCCCUCCUGGUCCUCCUGGUUCCCCUGGUAUGGACGUCACCCCAGAGGUCCUGCUGCAGGAAUUUCAGGAGAUGCUGAAAGAGGCCACGAAACUUCGAUUCUCAGGGCUACCAGAUACAUUGUUACCCCAAGAACCCAACCAUCAGCUGGUGGUUGAGGCCUUCCACUGCCGCUUGAAAGGUCCUGUGCUGGUGGACAAGAAGACACUGGUGGAGCUGCAAGGAUUCCAGACUCCUACUGCCCAGGGUGCCUUCCUGCGGGGAUCUGGCCUGAGCCUGGCCUUGGGCCGAUUCACAGCACCAGUCUCUGCCAUCUUCCAGUUUUCUACCAGCCUGCACAUUGACCACAGUGAGCUACAGGGCAGAGGCCGGUUGCGUUCCCGGGACACUAUCCGUGUCCUCAUCUGUAUUGAGUCUCUGUGCCAUCAACACACGUCCCUGGAGGCUGUAUCAGGCCUGGAGAGCAACAGCAAGGUCUUCACAGUGCAGGUUCAGGGGCUGUUGCAGCUACAGUCUGGACAGUAUGUCUCCGUGUUCGUGGACAACAGUUCUGGGGCAGUCCUCACCAUCCAGAACAGCUCCAGUUUCUCUGGACUGCUUUUGGGUACAUAGAGAAGCUGAAGAAACGAUGAUUGGGGGGCCAGCGCCUUGCAUCUUAGAGGAACUACAAAGGACUGCUCCCCAAUUAAUAACUGUCAUAACAAUAAAGAGCUCCAGAUUUCUCCAUCA
Messenger RNA from Myodes glareolus (Bank vole), 4541 nucleotides. RefSeq names its product C1q and TNF related 12 (gene C1qtnf12). Gene Ontology annotation, molecular function: hormone activity. Gene Ontology annotation, biological process: negative regulation of gluconeogenesis; positive regulation of D-glucose import across plasma membrane; positive regulation of insulin receptor signaling pathway. The record is from RefSeq and is a predicted model, not a curated record. Lineage: Eukaryota; Metazoa; Chordata; Mammalia; Rodentia; Cricetidae.